Exophiala dermatitidis NIH/UT8656 is the source of this 1056-nucleotide messenger RNA. RefSeq lists its product as uncharacterized. The transcript has 2 exons. The record is from RefSeq and is a predicted model, not a curated record. Gene Ontology annotation, molecular function: microtubule binding. Bases 1 to 1056 code for a protein of 351 amino acids. Gene Ontology annotation, biological process: spindle assembly. Gene Ontology annotation, cellular component: HAUS complex; mitotic spindle microtubule. NCBI's taxonomy places the organism in Eukaryota, Fungi, Ascomycota, Eurotiomycetes, Chaetothyriales, Herpotrichiellaceae.
AUGGACAAUCCAAUCACAAACCCAAGCGACACCGGCAUCGCGAUCCAUUGGAUCCCCCGAAGCGACAUUGCCAUCUUUAUCCGAGCCCUCCAUCUACUAAACCUCGACCUACUUCCAGAUUUCCCCGGUAUAUCUGAGUCGACGUUCACCAGCAACAAUGUGUCGCUAUCACAGUCACACAUCUCGACCGCCGCCGGCAAUGCGACUGCCACCGCUUCUAAAUUACCAUCCUCCAGAUCGGCUAAUCCUAAUCAUAAACACACAUCCACAUCUACGUCUACGUCCAAGGUGACAACACAAAACGCCCCUCCAUCUACAUCCCGCGUCAAAGCCAUCGAAUGGUGCCUCUACCGCCUAUUCGAGAUCUUGAAUCCCGAAGGAACACGCGCAAAACUAGCAGCCUACUUCCCGCCCACGACGCCCAGCCAUUCUCUAAAUCUCCGGGCCGCACUGUACAAGUGGCUAACCGAACUGAAAAAGGAUGGCUCUCUUCCACGAGAGACGGUCCUGCGAAAGACCAUGCUGGAUGAGUGUAAAGGCGAAAAGUUUGAUGAGUUGAUGGCGAGGUUUGCAAUGUUUGUGGUACGACGUAGCCUGACAAACGCCGCGUCAGGCAAGGACGGUGUUGUCUCUGUCGUCAAGGGCAAGCAACCACCAGCGCAAAUAACUGCACCAGUAGCGACAGAAGCACAAUCAAACCCAAAGUCAAGAGCAAGACCAAUAACAGUGGUCUCUCGCCAUCUCAAGGAAGACCAGACUCAAAAUCAAGAUCAAAUCCCGCAUUUAAUCCUCGCCUACCGAGUCUCACUGCACCAAACCCUCCUCAGACGUCAAGCUCUUCGCCAAAAGGCAACGACAGCCGUUACCGAACUGGACCGACUUCAACAUGAUAUCAACAGAAGGCUACAGGCGGUGGCAUCAUCAGAACCAAACGACAACUCUGAAGAAUUUGAAUUGUCAGAGCAGGAAUACGACGCGCUGAAAGAUCAAAUUUACCAUGCGUUCGCUGCUGAGCGCCAUCAGAAAGCAGAGUCCGCCCUGGACAAGAAGCAAUGA